AGGCACCCACCCCUUAGUCCUCACUUAAGAAGCAAAGAAAAGCAACGCCCCAUUUGCCCACUACAGCUCUCAAAGCAAUGUUCCGAAGCUACUUUCUCCUCCUCUUCACAUUCCUCUUCUUAUCCAUCUACCCACCCAAAUUCCCCGCUCUGCCCCAAUUACCCAACCCCGACCCGGCUCCUGUCGAAACCCAACCUUUGGCUCUCCCCACCCCAUCUCCUCCCGCCACAAUUCCCGCCUUCCCGGAAGAGUCCAACGUCGACGGGUGCCCGUUGGACCUCCCAGACGACCUCUUCUCCGGGGUAAAAUCGGCAUGCGGAUCCGGGGCAAACCACCACCACGGCAUGCCCGACCCGAAUUCCUACUCGGGUCAGCUCCACCGUACGAGGUGCUGCCCGGUUCUUGCGGCCUGGCUCUACGCAGCUUACUCCGCAACAGCACUUCAGAGGGCCACCGGCAUUGACAAGACCACCACCCCUCAAACGGCGUCGGCCCGUGAGGUUGAUAUGCCACUCCUCCCGGACGACUCAGAAACCUGCGUGGACAGCCUUGAAAAGGCAUUGGGGAACAAAGGGGUAAAUUUGGCAAAGCCUAAUGAGACCUGCGAUUUUGUCUACUGUUAUUGUGGAAUCAGGCUGCAUCCCUUGAGCUGCCCCGAGGCUUUUUAUGUAAAUUCGCUUGGGAAGCUAGUUGGUGGUGAAAGUGUGAAGAAGCUGGAAGAAGAUUGUUCAAGCAGCAGCAGUCUUAACGGCUAUGCUGGGAUUGCUGGCUGCUCAAAGUGCUUAAACACUCUUUAUCUGCUGAAUGAAGACAAAGUCGGAAACGCAAGCACGUUGGAAGACAGGACAAGCAAGAUGCACAACAAGGAUUGCGAGCUUAUGGGUCUCACAUGGCUUCUCCACAAGAACAGAGCUGCUUACCUCCAUACAGUUUCUGCUGUUUUGAGAGCCCUCAUGUUGAGCACCGAGGGGACUUAUCCACAAUCCUGCACUCUCAACAGCGAUGGCAUGCCUCUUGCUGUCGAUUCUUCGGAAAUCAAUGAUCAAUCUUCGUCGACACUUCUGCAUAAAUCCUUGUGCCUGUACUUCCUUCUGCUCUCUUUGUUAUCCAUCAUGGUUGUUAUGUGAGUCUCAUCACAAAGUAUUAGUUAGUCUGCAGUCGCUGUCUGUACCUAAAAUUGUACUCCUCGUUGAGUAUAUCUUCUGUACCAAAUGUGCCAAAUUCUUUGUACGGAUGAGUGUAGUUUAGUGAAAUUGUAGUUCUCGGGCAGUUUAGCAAAUGGUAAAUAGGCAAUUAAAAGUUGAAGAGAUAAUUAAUCCUCUUUUGACCGUCUCUGGGUUCCUGCUA
This is a messenger RNA of Coffea arabica (coffee), 1347 nucleotides long. RefSeq lists its product as uncharacterized. The record is from RefSeq and is a predicted model, not a curated record. NCBI's taxonomy places the organism in Eukaryota, Viridiplantae, Streptophyta, Magnoliopsida, Gentianales, Rubiaceae.